This is a messenger RNA of Megalops cyprinoides (Indo-Pacific tarpon), 3880 nucleotides long. It is a transcript of the gene ncam1b, whose product is annotated as neural cell adhesion molecule 1b. Gene Ontology annotation, molecular function: protein binding. The record is from RefSeq and is a predicted model, not a curated record. NCBI's taxonomy places the organism in Eukaryota, Metazoa, Chordata, Actinopteri, Elopiformes, Megalopidae. The transcript has 21 exons. The coding region runs from base 246 to 3290 and encodes 1014 amino acids. Gene Ontology annotation, cellular component: neuron projection; membrane. Gene Ontology annotation, biological process: cell adhesion.
AGGCGGAUUAAUUCGCGUUUGUGUGCUGAGGCUGUUUUUUUGUCACUCCUUCUGCGGGCAGCGUGCGAGCGAGCAUUCACUGAAACCAACCGAGGAACAUUCAAAUAAAAUUAAUAAUAGCAACCAUACAAAAGUAGCGGAAAUUUUGCAUUGAAUUACAACUCACCCAUCCAAGGUCCUCAACAUAUUUUUUCUGAGGACAUAUCUCUGUAAAGCAAGAAAUAUCACUUAUUUAAGCGAUUGCAAUGCUUGAAACCAAGGAUCUCAUCUGGGCAUUGCUUUUCUUUGGCACUGCAGCCUCCUUGCAGGUGGAAAUCACACCGGGCCAAGCCGAGAUGAGCGUGGGAGAGUCAAAGUUCUUUCUGUGUGAAGUUGUCGGCGAUGCGAAGGAGAUCGACUGGUACUGGCCGAGCGGGGAGAAGAUCCUGCCGAACCGCCAGGACAUCAGCGUCGUCCGCAACGACGAGUCGUCCUCCACUCUCACCAUCUACAACGCCGACAUCGACAACGCCGGCGUCUACAAGUGUGCGGCACGCAACGGAGACGAGGAGUCGCAGGCCACCGUCAACCUGAGAAUAUACCAAAAACUCACCUUCACAAGUGCCCCGUCCCCUCAGGAGUUUAACGAAGGCGAGGACGCCACCAUCAUCUGUGAUGUGGUCAGCCUGCCUCCCCCCAGAGUCAUCUGGAAGCACAAGGGCUCCAAGAUCCAGGAGGCAAAAGACGUUCGUUAUAACAUCCUGAGCAACAACCACCUGCAAAUCCGAAGCAUCAAGAAGGCGGACGAGGGGGGUUACACCUGUGAGGCCCGCGUCAUGGCUCGAGGCGAGAUCGACUUCCGAGUCAUCAAGGUCAUCAUCAACGUGUACCCCACCAUCAGGAUCAGGCAGGAGGAGCUGAAUGCCACAGCGGGCCUGGGCCAGUCAGUGGUGCUGGCCUGCGAUGCUGACGGAUACCCCGCACCCACAGUCACCUGGGCACGUGAUAAUGUCAUCCUGGAGGCGGGAGACAAGUACAGCUUCAGCGAGGACGGCUCGGAGAUGACCAUCGCAGACGUUCAGAAGGUGGAUGAGGGAGACUACACCUGCAUCGCCAAGAACAAAGCAGGCCAGAAGGAGGAGGAAGUCAGCCUCCGAGUCUUCGUGAAACCCAAGAUCACGUUCCUGGAGAACCAGACGGCGUCCGAGCUGGAGGAGCUGGUCAUCCUGACGUGCGAGGCGACGGGCGACCCCACCCCCAGCAUCGUCUGGAGCUCGGGUCAUCGCAUCUUCAGUGAGGGGGAGCAGGCUUCUUGGACUCGCCCUGAGAAACACAAGAGUCUGGACGGGAACGUGGUGGUGCGCAGCGACGCCCGCGUGUCCUCGCUCACCCUGAAGUACGUGCAGUUCACCGACGCCGGGGAGUACCUGUGCACCGCCCGCAACCCCAUCGGCUCCGACGCACAGAGCAUGCACCUGGAGAUCCGCUACUCCCCUAAGAUCCAGGGGUCUGUGACGGUGUACACGUGGGAGGGGAACCCCGCCAACAUCAGCUGCGAGGUUCUGGCCCACCCCGCUGCCUCCGUCAUGUGGUUCCGUGAUGGCCAGCAGCUUCCCAGCUCCAACACCACCAACGUCAAGAUCUACAGUGCCCCCGGUGUCAGCUACCUGGAGGUCUCCCCGGAAUCGCAGAAUGACUUCGGGAGCUACAACUGCACAGCCACCAACGCCAUCGGCACUGAGUCCAGGGAGUUCAUCCUGAUUCAGGCAGACGUGCCCUCGGCCCCGUCCAUCGAUCGGGUGGAGCCGUACUCCAGCACGGCACUGGUGGAGUUUGACGAGCCCGACUCCAGCGGCGGCGUACCUGUGCUCAGGUACAAGGCGGAGUGGAGGCCGAUGAGCCACGGGAGCUGGGUGCAGAGGGUGUACGAGGCGAAGGACGGAGGCUUGAGCCAGAUCACCAUCACAGGCCUGAAGCCUGAGACCCACUACGAGGUGAAAAUGUCAGCCAUCAACGGCAAGGGCGAGGGAGAGAGCAGCGCCCCCCAGGUCUUCAAGACCGAGCCAGUCCAAGGGGAACCCAACGCCCCCAAACUGGAAGGCACGCUGCAGCCCACCGGCAACGCCCUCAAGGUGAACUGGAUCAAGCAGGACGAUGGCGGCUCCCCCAUCACGCACUACCUGGUCCGGUACAAGCCUAAGCAUGGGUCGGAGUGGAAGCCGGAGAUCCGCCUGCCCAACGGCAGUGAGUACGUGGUGCUGAGCGGCCUGGACUGGAACACCGAGUACGACGUGUACGUGGUGGCCGAGAACAUGCAGGGCAAGUCGCUGCCCGCCAGCCUGAGCUUCCGCACCUCGCCCGAGCCCACCGCCAUCCCAGACUCGGACGUGUCGGGGCUGGGCAUGGGCGCCAUCGCGGGGAUCCUCAUCGUGGUGUUCGUGCUGCUGCUGGUGGGUGUGGACGUCACCUGCUACUUCAUCAACAAGUGCGGCCUGCUCAUGUGCAUCGCUGUGAACGUGUGCGGCAAGCCGGCCGCCGCCGCCAAGAGCAAGGACAUGGAGGAGGGCAAGGCCGCGUUCACGACGGACGAGUCAAAGGAGCCCAUCGUGGAGGUCCGGACCGAGGAGGAGUGCACCCCAAACCACGACGGAGGGGGACAGACUGAACCCAACGAGACCACACCCCUGACAGAGCCUGACAGUCCCGCUAGCGAAAGCACCACCCUCGACUCCAGCACGGCGGCGCCCGCUGCCGUCGCCAAGGCAACGCCCACUCCGCAGCCCACCCCGCCCAAAGCGGCCGCCCCCUCCACCCCGUCUGACGCCGCCGCUAAAGUGGCCCCCCUGGUCGACUUGGGCGACGCCCCGUCGGCCACGCCCACGGCCAACGCGGAAGCUCCUAAAGCUCCGAGCAAGCCCCCUGCCCCAGCCACGCCCCCCGCCCACCAGCCCGAGCCGCAGAAACCCGCCGACACCAAGGCCCCCGAGACAGAGGCCCCACCCAGCGCCGCGAAGAGCCCGUCCGACUCCGCCCAGAAAGGCGGGGCCCCGCAGGACUCGGAGACGGACGGGGGGCGGCCCCAGGUGCCCGACAGCGACCUGGCGAAGGAUGUGUUUGAGGCUCUGGCACAGAAGCCUUCUGAGCCCACGGCAGCGACCACCACCACCCCACCCACGGCCAGCCAGGACGAGCAGGUCACCGUGGAGGAGAAGAGCAAACCAGAGGAGGCGGAGGCGAAGGCGGCCGAGGCCGAGGUGAAGGCGGUCCCUAACGAGGCCACGCAAACAAACGCCGCAGAGAGCAAAGCGUGAUGGAGCGGCACGGUGCCAGACCCACAGAACGUCCCACCACGUCAUCGUCAGCGUCUCCGCCCGCCGCGGGCCGGAGGCCACACCCAAACGUUUCCCACACACACGCCACCACAUCCAAAACAAAACCGCGAAAAAAAAAAUUCUCAGUGUCCUUCGUGAGCUAGAAGAACAAGGAAUGAGUUUGUAGAUUUAUAGAAAGGAAUCAGAUCUUGUGCACAUGCUGUGUUGUUCGUCUCACCCAUGUUGUCUUGUUAAAAUGCAGAUUCAUUCAAGGAAAACCGAAGGAGCUUAUAACUGCCUGUAACUGCUCUUUUCCUUAGUAAUGGUCAAAGUUACUCUUUCAAAUGAAACAGAAUUUCUAUGGUAUAUCAUUCUAGAGCUUGCCAUGGGAAAUGUAGUUUGUUUAUUUUUGUUUUUAAACAUGCCUUCAUAUUGUGCACAUUGACAUUACUCUGUAUACCACAUUUGGAUAUAAAGUCUAUCUCUGAUACUUAUGUAUACACCUUCAGAGAUGAACUCUAUAUAGCUACCAUUAUGUUCACUGCUAAUGAGUUUUUGGUACAUAUGUUUUAUUUUGUUCUUCUGUUUAU